Cladocopium goreaui is the source of this 1410-nucleotide messenger RNA. The record is from the annotation of a GenBank genome assembly. NCBI's taxonomy places the organism in Eukaryota, Dinophyceae, Suessiales, Symbiodiniaceae.
CUUCCAACUCAGUAGUCUUCCGCAAGCGACAUCCGGGGUGAAGCGAUGUUGCAAGCGCCGAAGAAGACAGUGGUGGUUACCCACCGCUAUUCUGCCCAGUACCCUGUGUACAAGGUAGCACCAAGUUCUACCGCCAACGUGAAAGCAUCUAGCCAUAGCUACGCCACUCAUCGAAGUGCAAAUCCUCCUCAGCGCAGUGGAUAUCCCACCCAGCGCAGUGGAUAUCCCACCCAGCGAGGUGGAUCCGCCACUCAAAGGAAUGGUUACUACACGCAACGAUCUGGGUAUACCAUCACCCAAAGGCAAGAGAGACAUGAAAGAAAUGAAAGACAUGGGCAUGAAAGACACGGGCAUUUAGGACACUCGUCUCACCGAAGCUACUCUUGCAUCAUGCAAUCUACAAGGCUGCGUUCACCAAGACUAGCAAGCAGUGGUUCUCAGGUUUCACUGGGGUUUUCGUCAACCGUGCCCGCCAACAAUUCUGGCAAAGAUGUGAUCCUUUGCGUUGGAGAUAGCUUGACGGCAGGGAAAAAGGGUUUCAGGUCAUACCCAUCCCAGCUGCAACGACUCCUUGAUGAGGAUGGAUUGCAGAUGAAAGUUCACAGCUCUGGCGUUUGGGGCCACACGUCGCAAGACGUUUUGAAGCGCUUGCCUUCUGCGCUGCAAUCGGCUUUCACAGAAGGAGGUCGUUUAGCCUUUGUCCUGAUCUUGGUUGGUACCAAUGACCUCUUGCAUUCACAUCCUCACCAGCUUGACUACCAGAUUCCAAACAUCAUCAACAACAUUCGGGCCAUUUGCGAGACUGCGGCAAAUGCUGCAUUCUUCCCCCAUGUUGGUGUUUUGACUCUCCCACCAUUGGCCAGCCGAAAUCCUGCCCGCCUGAGACUCAAUCAGCAGAUUCGACAUUUCAUGGCAGGAUAUGCUGCGCAGAAGGGCUUGAGUGAGCGCUUUCUUGUGGAUUUGGAAUCUUUGAAUCCAAGUCUUGCUCAAGAUGGAGUGCAUUUCAAUGACGAAGGCUACAUGGAAUUUGCGCGACGGACACGUGCUGCAAUCCUUCCAAUCAUACAAGCAGAAGCAGCGUCCAAGUCGCGCCUUGUGUCAAAGAGUUGGCUGGGUUCAUGGAUAGAAAGCCUGGGCGGUUAACAGCUUUACCGAAGCUGUCUUUCUGAGUCUGUAGCUAGCUUUUGAGUCCCUUUCUAGGAGCUUUCUGCCACAUGUGCAAGAUGGCGCAUUGCAGUGAAACUGUGUAUAUUGCAUGGACGCAUAAAAUGGAAGACUGUUGACCACUGUUGGCACUUGACAUUUCAAAGAAAUUUGUUUGAAAAGGACCCGCUGAUCGCUGGUCUUUGCUACAAAUGUAGAGGAUCCCACAUUUUCACAAAGCUUUCCGAGAGUUUGUUUUAGUUUGCU